Anopheles stephensi (Asian malaria mosquito) is the source of this 4249-nucleotide messenger RNA. RefSeq names its product protein catecholamines up-like. Lineage: Eukaryota; Metazoa; Arthropoda; Insecta; Diptera; Culicidae. The transcript is spliced from 9 exons. The record is from RefSeq and is a predicted model, not a curated record. The coding region runs from base 2627 to 3424 and encodes 265 amino acids.
AACGCUCGCUGGAUUAACAUUUUUCGCCGCGCGUACGCUCGUCCCGUACGAUCCAGCUCACUACCGUAGGUGAGACCGCUCGACUCUGCCAAGGUUUGCGAGUGUAGUGGAAGAUCUCGCGCGCUCCACGCUCGCUCUCUCGCUCUCUCGCCUGCAUCUGAAUCCGUACCCUCUGGUGAAGGUGCACCGAUCCAUGGUGGCGGUGGUGUGUGGUGUGUUUAUGUUUUGAAUUCGCCAGUUCGACGACGUGAAUCUGACGUUGAUGUGUGCGGUUGGUUUUGCCUAUCCGCGAAGUGAAACUUUCAGUAAACAACGGUAAGCCCCCGGGCGGUUUGAUAAGGUGUUUAUGUGUUGAAAAGGACGAAAAAGCUGUACGUUGUGUGUGUGUGACUGUUGGGGCAGUGUUGUGUUUUUCUUCAAGCAACUGUCAGUGAAAUCUUUCUCCUGCAAAACCCUCUAAUGGCAGUUUGGUGUUGUUGAAUGCUGUAACCGAUUAAUAGACCGUACCGACUCAACCUUCUCGGAAUGACGCAUCCAUCUCUAUGACCUUCCCAAAAGUGUAACGUCUUUAGACAGUCGCUUAUCUCGUCGGUACAGAUUGCGUUGGGGGUACAUUUGGGGCAGAAGUAAAGUGGACUGAUUUUCGGACCCGGGGUCUCGCACCACAUUCCAACGGGAAGUGCUGAAACUCUGAACAACGUACACAAUAGUGAGAAUUCGAUUGAAAUCCCGCAGUCCCUCGCCAGUCCGAAUCCACUGUUCGAACUGUUCACCACUCCACGGGAAGUAAAACUGCCGUAGAGUACUUAAUUUUUGCAGUGUUUAGAGAGGCACUAAUCGACAACCCAUCAGCCACAACAAACAAUUGACUACGUGUAGAGCAUCAUCUUCCCGUCAUUACCUCCACGGCUCCACCCGACGAGCCGGUGUGCCACCCCCGGUGGGUUUGGUGUCUAUAAUUAGACGAAACUAAGGUGCAUCCACAGCCCCCGAGAUCGACGGUUGGUACGGCGGAACGCCAGCGCCCAGUGCGCUUCUCCGGCAGGUGGAUGCAAUAGAACCGUCGGAGCACGCUGCCUAGAAUGGAAUGCGCGCGUGUGUGUGUGCGUGUUUGAUGUGCUCUAGUAAAUUAGCUGAAUAGGCCCAGAACCUUACAAACCUACCGAGCGCGGGUCCCCGCUACCCACAUCUCGCGACACCAGAUGGAGUUCCGUUUCUGAGAUUCAACGUCCGUGUAAUGGUGUGUGGCUGUUUGUAGUUGACCGACGGUCGGUCGAUUUACUUUUCACACAACGCCAGAGGUUGGGCGGUCGUGCGUUGGGAAGAAGGAGGCUGCUGGACCUCUAUUAUUGUGUCCAAAACGGCAAACAAAAGCACUCUAAAGCCAUCGAAAUCGCAUCGCGUUCGGGAGGAUCAGUGUUUGGGAAGUGUUCCGUAGAUGCGGAGUUAGUAGUGUCGAGUGCGACCAGUCAGUGUAGUGACAGCAACCAUUCGGAAGUUCGAUCCGUCGAUGGAUUUUGAAGUUUUCGGGGAAGUUGCGACGUGAAGUGUGUGUUGCGCUGAGGAAUUGUCACUGACGUUCAGGUCUAGUGGUAAAAGAUGAUGCGGUACAGUACGGUGUGUUAUCAGCAGCCAGUUUGUUGCUGUUGCCAAUAGAGUGGUGCUACUUGACCACUUGUGUGGGGCUCGUUCGGUCGGUGUGACUGCAGUCAUUGCAUCAAGUACGAAAGCACAAAGCAUCCAAUAACUCUUCGCCAGUGUACGACGGAGGAAUAGUUCAAGACUCUCCGUUUCAUCUCAUCUCACAACGGCAGUAGGGUUUGAACCGGUCGGUACGUUUGAAGCCGUGUUGCCAGCGAUUAUCAAUCCCCAGCUUCAGACAGUGCCCCCAUCAGUGUGUGUUUGUGCGCGUCGGUUUGUUAUCAGUGAUCGAGUCUUAAUCGCGGAGGAACCGCCGUGCGGCCAAUGCGAGUGAGUUGCGGCUGCGGAAAAGUUUUGGGAAAGAAAAGCAGUGUGCUGCCCACAGAGGGCGUGUUAACAGUGAAAACUAGGAAGCCUACCGGAGUGUGUUGUUUUUCUCGAGUGUUUUUUGCUAGCGCGUUAGGGCCAAAGAGGGAGCCUCUUAACGAAUGUUUGAAUAAUACAUCUUGUGUUUGUGCCGGAAGGAAUACCCGGUUAAAGUGGGGGGAAAUAUUUCCGGUUCCGACACUGGAAGAAGCGUCAAGAAGUGUGUUGUACGUGCGUGUGUGUGUGUGUGUGUGUGAAGGUAAAGGUGGGAGUAAGUGUGUUGGGUGAAAACAAAUAUCCGGAAACUGGAUCGGUGAACUUCAAAGUUUGAGUGGAGUACACGGGAGUUUGUUCCACUUGCAGCAUCGGUUUCGCUGAACGUUUCGUCUAGGUGAAUCUUCCGGAAGUGUUUGGCAACAGUGACCGGCAGAUUUCUAACGCGCAGCAGCAUCACACUGCUGAAGCUAAACUUUUUUGGAAGGCGAUAUAUUGUACUGCGGGCGGAAUGCGCUCAGUGAACGUGGUGGAAAGUCGGUGAAAACAAGCGAAACACGGACCGGCGUACGAAAUCUUCCCCUCCCCCCUUCCCCCAGCCCAGACAGGGACAUAAUACGGAAUUAUGUUAAACUGUACCGAUCUUGCCUGCGUCCUGCAUCACCACCAUUUUUACGCUCAUCUGCAUCAUCUGAAGCACCACCUGCAAGAUGACCACGAUCAUCACCAUGGGCAUCACGGGCACGAGAGUCACGACCAUCACCAUGAAGCAGCCGCUGGAGAAGGGAGUGACGUAGACAAUGGCAAUAUACAGGACUUACUCAACGAUACUGAUUCGGAGCUUUCUUCUCUGUCCCAUCUUGAUGCUCCCAAUGAGGUGCUGUAUAUGAUAUGUGGAGUCGUCAUCGCCAUGGUCCUUGUGGGCCUCAUCAUAGUUUUAGUUGCAGUUACAAUCAGUAAGCUGAGAAAGCGGGAAGAGUCGUCGACGGUGAGCCCGGUGACGGCAAACAACGUGGAAGCGCCGCCCCACCACCAUCUACACCAUCACCACCAUCACCAUCCGCACCACCAGCUUCAUCACAACGGAACCAGCCAUCCGCAGCAGCAGAACCAUAGUAGCAGUAAUCACCAGCAUCAUCACCAGAACGGCAGUCCGGAAACUGGCUACUCCGUACCGACGCCGAUAGCCUUCCGGCAGAGUCCGUCUACUGUGUGGGUCUUUCCACCGUUACCACCGCAACCGAACAUCUACAACGCCAGUAGUCAGGAUGCGUUAGUACAUAACGAGAAGACUGGCUUCAAGGGACUGAAACGUCAGCUGUCCGGUCGGUUCAAGCGUCUGGUAUCGAGGAAAGCGCACGAGCCUGCCCCAGUCAUACCGCCCGAGCUGAAGCCCCAGCUCAAGACGAUCUACGUGUAUUAAUCAUAAUGAUUUCCAAAAACAAACAUCGGGAGUGUAGCAGCAUAAGAUUCAAGCGUGUGCCUCGUCCUAUAGGUGCAACACGAUGAUAAUAGGUAUAAGCUUAAGCAGACAUUAAGGGAGGCCCUAGAUUUCCAUUCCUACUGGGUAGAUGAAGAAUUCGUGUGUUUUGUUGUUGUAAAUUAACUCUCCCUACACACACGCACACUGUUCGCCUACGAACGUCAGUUACGCUCCUCACCACAAUCACACCUAUGUCGAGUAUUCGAGGUUCGCGAAGAGGGGCUGCCGAUAGGGCAAACAUAUCAUAAUUUAAUUUAUUAUCUUUCGGUGCAUUGCAAAUCGCUCCCACCUCCCGGAAUUAAACCCACCAGAUCCCGCAAAACGCAAAACCCAAAACGACAGGAAGUGAAGUUUUCACCAGAACCAAUAUCUUCAUGAGACGCGUCACAGGAGCGCUGUGAUGCAUGAUUUGUUUUUAGUACACAACGACAGAGCCAUUCCUGGCAGAGGAAUUCAAACUAACAAAACCAUCCGCUGACGCUAACUAUCCCCCCCGACAUAUGGGUCUGGUUGAUGAUGAGGAAGGAGGGUGAAUGAUGUGAAUGAGGUGAAAGCGAGGGGGGGGAGGGAAAAGGAUUCGUACGAUAGGUGCGUGAAUUUCGCGUUGAGGUGCUUUGCAGUUGGCAGUGGCUUUUCGGCUCUUUUUUUACUAUCAGACAGACCUUCAACAUUUGUCCGGUGCUAGAAUAUGUUUUAAGUUUUUCAUUCCAAAACUCAACCCUGUGAUCGACACACACACACACACGUCAAUAGUAGUUUGUCCAA